Molecule: messenger RNA, 4375 nt
Organism: Hemibagrus wyckioides
Lineage: Eukaryota; Metazoa; Chordata; Actinopteri; Siluriformes; Bagridae
Product: trace amine-associated receptor 6-like
Exons: 4
Coding region: 3368-4375 (335 amino acids)
Biological process (GO): G protein-coupled receptor signaling pathway
Cellular component (GO): membrane
Molecular function (GO): trace-amine receptor activity; protein dimerization activity
Source: RefSeq, a predicted model, not a curated record
CCAUUCUUGGACUUUUCUUCCCUUGUCAAGCUUAUUUCCUGGUUGGACAUUUGAAGCACAUUUGUUUUAGCCCAAGGCUAAAUAUGCCAGAAGACCUUCACAUUUGUUUUCAGUCGUGUAGGACCAUACCCAGCAGCUUGUGAGCACAACCCUUUUUCUUUUUUGAACCCAGGAGUAGGCUGCUUCUAGAUAAGAUAGAUAAAAUCAUACAGCAACUGGAAAAGCUCUCAUCUGGGCUACAGCUGUAUUUGGACUAAACAACAAAACCAGGUGUUCAAGAAAGACCUCUGGGAAGUAAUUGAUCACCAGUUUCAGGAAAAUAUGCAGUGAGGUGCUUGCUGAUGUGGACCCCCAGGUAUUUAAAGCUGCUCAACCUCUCCACUUCAAGCUCUCGGAUAAACAGUGGCUGAUGGAGGUGAGUACAUCAUCCAGCUCUGUAGCACACACUGUGAGGGCCUGCCCAGGGAUAUUGUCUGGCCCUGCUGCCUUGCAGGGGUUGAUCUUCCUCAGUGCUUUGUGUACAACAGCUGAUGGUACAGUAGAGGGGAGAAGGGGGGUUGGGUGGUCCCAGUUUGUGUGUGUGUGCCUCCUCUCUGUAUUGCCGCUGGAGGUCUUGAAGCGGGUGUAGAAGGUGUUAAGUUCAUCAGGCAGGCUGUCUGAGGGGCUGAUGGAGCAUGUGGUGGUCUUGUAGUCUAUUGUGCUGAAGGCCUUGCCACAUCUGCCUGACAUCAGCAGUAGAGUACAAAUUAUUCAGCUUCUCUCUAUACUAUCUCUGGGCCGCUGUGUUGGCUUUUCUCAGUCCGUACUUUGCAGCUUUGUACUCUGUCUUAUUACCUGAAGUAAAUGCAAAUGAUCUAGCAUGCAGCAUGUGGUGUACCCGACUGUUUAUCCAGGGCUUCUGAUUUCCUGACUUAUAUGGUGAGUAUGAUGUUAGCAACACAAGUGCUAAUCUACCCAGACACAUACUCCGCAUAAUCCUGUAUGCUGACAGAGGAGCCCCCCAAGUUCCUGCAGCUUUAAACACAUCCCCGUCUGUCAGAGCAAAACAGUCCUGUAAGAUGCCCUCAGUCUUUGGGGUCCAGAGCUUAACCCGUUUGGUGACAGGGUUUGUUUGUUUGAGUCUUUGUCUGUAAGCCAGGUACAAGAACAAAGAGAUGUGGUUGUCCAAAGGGGGGGGGGCAGGGGACAGCCCUGUAUGCACCAUGUAUGUCACUGUAAACAUUGUCCAGCGUGUUAUUAUCACAGGUGGUAAUGUCCACAUGUUGGUGAUUUUUGAGAAGUACAGUCCGUAAAUUGCACUGAUUAAAGUUCCCAGCAGUGAUAAAAACAGCAUCAGGGUGACGUCGUGGAGCUUGCUAAGCGUGGCUGUGGAGUGUUUUGCCAUUUGCUUUUCCUGAUUCUUCUGCUUAUUGUUGUCUGUAAUAAACUGCCUACCUGCACUUGCAUCCUCUUGCUACCUCUGCCUUGUUAUGUGACAGAAUACCUCACCACUACAUUUACACAGCAGGAAGGUGAGUGGGGCUUAACAUCACUGCUGGAAAGCUGGUAAGCCUCAGUUCUGUUUGUUGUGUUUAAGUUUGCUUGUUUCAAAAAAAUAAAUAAAAAAAUCGCAUAUCACUACCUGAGUUUUCUGUGUUCUCCAAUUGACUGCUGUAACCUGCUGCACUGCUGCAAAAAAAACCUGGGAGAUCAGCAUAGAGCCAAAUCCAUUUAUGCAGGCCAUAUGGUUGCUCGGGUGCCACGGAUUCUUGAGAGCUAGAAUUGGGUUCAGGCAGGUCUUACAGUGGAUAACUGGGUAAUUUCCAAGUGAUCGAUGAUGGUCAUGUACUCCAGAUCUUCCAUGGUUCCAUGGCCAUCCCUUAUUUGGAGAUCACAUACCCAGAGCUGGUUAAUACUCAAGGGAGUAUACAUCAGGCCUUGCCAAAUUCAUUGUGCACAAAGGGAAUUGCUCUGUGUUAGUUUUAGAAGAUUAAGCAACGUGAUACCCAGAAGUUGUGCCUCUUUGCUUAUCUCAGUAGGCAGACAAAAUAAUCUCCCAAGUCAUACAUUUUGAUAAAUGUAUGGAAAGCAAUAGUGUAAUAAGAAUCUUUCAAUCCAAUCAAAUGGCCCAAACUAAUUUCACAAAUUUCUUUUUCAAAUAUGUCACCUGACGUAUUCAAUGCCUUACCGUAAUAUUUACUCUAACGAAUACAGAUGCCUCCAUACUAGCCACAGUUUUGUGGCUAACUGUGAUGAGUGAUGUAUAUUUUCCUCCUCAAGCAGUGAUGUAUCUAGUCAGUGUUUAACAUUUACCAGGCAAAUGUCUAAAUAUUGAUCUAAAGUAAAUGUAAAGAUUAGAUUAGAUUAGAUUAGAUUAGAUUAGAUUAGAUUAGAUUAGAUUAGAUUAGAUUAGAUUAGAUUCAACUUUGUCACUGCACAUGUGGGUACAAGGCAACGAAAUACAGUUAGCAUCUAACCAGAAGUGCAUUUUCGCAGUGCAAAUAAUUAGCAUAUAUAAUCAGUAUAUAAACAAUAAAUAAUUUGCAUAUAUAAACAAUAUAUAAAAAUGUAUAAAUAAUUUGCAUAUAUAAACACUAUAUAAACAGUAAACAGAUGGAGGUAAAUACAAUGAGUGCAAAUGAGCAAAUGAUUAUAGGUGGUGCAAUAAAGAAGGUGUUGUAUACCAUGAUAAUAUCUAAUGCAUUUAAUGCUGUGCACAACCCUGUUAAUUUGACACACAAAAUGUGUACAUAAAGUAGCUCCUCAGUGGUACAAUGGGUGAAUUCAUGUGACAGUAACACUUCAAGUUAUGCACAAGCAGUGUUAUAAUGUUAGUUAUGUGUUAUGCUACUGUACUUAAUAGUUGUUUUUUCUUUUACUAGUUAAAACUAAAUAGUUAAAUAAUUUGAGAUAUUCUUUCAACAAUUAUGGUCUAAUAACCAUACUGUCAUUAAGUGUAUCUAAAUAUCUAAAUAUAUUCUUAUUUUGCCAUUAUACUUUUGAACUGGUGUACUUUUUUGAUCCAAUCACAUAUGGUAGCUUGGUAGUUUCAGACAAAGCCAUGAAGACACAUGGACACACUUAUAAUGCCAUCAUGAUUUAUUGUGUAUAUUUUUUUUUCUCAUCACGCUUUUUCAUACUUUAUUGUUAUCCAUAAGCACCUUGCAUUGAUGUAUAGUGUUACACACAAAUCUACACAGGGGAUUAAUUUUCUGACCAGUACCUACGAGGCAUUUUCAAACUAUGAGCAUGACAUCAUAUUUGUCACUCAAAUAAGGGAGGAGUGAUAAAUUUCUAAACUAUAAAAACACCAGAACUUCUUGAGCCAUAAGUCAUUUGAUUAUGACUUUUUACAUUUACUGCUUUACUUUAAACUCUGUAGAUGUAAAUGAACACUGUAUUCAUGAAUCUGAUGGAGUUUAAUCAGUCUGAUCGCUGUGAGCAUUUCUCCUGUCCAGAGAGAUCUGUAUCUCCUGCAGUUUAUAUCUUACUGUACGUGUGUUCAGCUGCUGUGGUUCUGCUAACAGUGUGUGGAAAUCUGCUGGUCAUCAUCUCUGUUCUUCACUUCAAGCAGCUUCACACACCAACCAACAUGCUGGUGCUCUCUCUGGCUGUGUCGGAUUUCCUUGUUGGUGCUUUAGUGAUGCCGUCAAUUUUAAUCUGGACAAUCGAGUCAUGCUGGAUUUUUGGGAGAGGUUUCUGUGUCUAUUUUUUGUGGAUUGGUGGUGUCCUCACGUGUUUAUCCAUCUAUAAUAUCGCUCUGAUUGCUGUGGAUCGGUAUUUGGCUCUCGCAAACCCUUUUCUCUACAUGAACACAGUCACUAAGAGGACAAUGUGCAUUGUGGUUUAUUCUAACUGGUGUAUAAGUCUAGUGUAUAAUGCAGCACUCUGUUAUUUCAAUGGAAGUUUUAUGAAUUUUCUCUCUUGUCCUGAAGAGUGUAUUUAUUUUCUGAAUGAGGUUUGGACUGUAAUUGAUCUUGUAUAUUCAUUUAUAUUUCCACUUUCUGUCAUAAUCAUAUUGUAUACUCGAGUUUUUGUGAUUGCUAAGAAACAUGCCACUGCUAUCAGAGAUCUUAAUAAUCACACACGACCUAAAACACAGAAAAUCACCUCACACUCCAUGAAAUCUGAGAGAAAAGCAGCUAAAGUCCUCGGCAUUUUAGUGUCUGUGUUUCUGGUGUGUUUACUUCCAUAUUUUAUUUGCAGUUUAUUAGGGAAUGUUUUUGAAAUGCAGGCAGACACAGUUAAGAAAGUUUUGCUCAUACUUUGUCUUAAUUCCACCAUUAAUCCAGUUAUUUAUGCUCUGUUUUACCCGUGGUUUCGGAGGUGCAUUAAAUUAAUUAUAACUCUGCAAAUAUUUCGAACUGACUCUGCAUUAAUAAAAUUUCUUUCCUAA